AUGGCAGCCUCCAGCCAGUCACAAGUAUUGUCUCUCUACAAGAUUAUGUUAAGAGAAAGCCAGAGGUUCAGUUCUUAUAAUAACAGGAUAUACUCCAUAAGAAGAAUCAGAGAUGCUUUUAGAGAAAAGAAAAAUGUUGAUGAUUUUCAUGAAAUAGAAACCUCGCUUCACCAUGCAAAAGAAAACUUGAGUGUCAUUCAGCGUCAAGUUAUCAUUGGCCAGAUGUAUGCCACACACAAACUGGUCAUUGAAUCUUCAGAACACCAAUGAUACUUGGACAAGAGCUCUGGAAGCCAAAUUAAUGAGCCUUCAUUGAAGAACUUCAUAAAUGUUACAUGUUGGUGUUGUUUUAUUUAGCAUAACCCUUUAAGGUAAUGGCACACUAAGCAAUUUCUGGUGUUUUGUUGCACCAUCAGGAGUUUGCAUUUUUGAGUGAUACACAUAUGCCAGCAGACAGGACCCAGCAUAUAGCCAUCUUUCGCAUCAAAAGUGGGUGGCUAAUUGCAGCUUGUCCUACACUGAUUAGGUAGGUGUGCCCCUACCCUUAAAUGGAAGAUUUUGAAAACCUUGCAUCAAGUUAUGGAAAUAUAAUAUAUUAAACUGUGUAUACCCUUUUUAAAAUUUCUCAGUUCUUUCAUUGCAAUCUUAUUGUUAAGUUUGCAUGAAUCAAUAUUGGUAGUAAAAAAUCCUAUUGGAAUUGAUGUUCGGAGUGAUCUCUUUUGAUGUCAUCACUGUGUGUCUGUAGAGGCAAUAUGGAAUGCCUAGGUCAGACUGUUAUACUAGGUAGCAAGUAUUGUGGUAGCAUUGGAAGCAGAUGAAAUGCACCCAUUCAUUCACACAAUGGGCUACUGAAUUCAUUUACCCAUCUAUGGUUAAUAGAAGUGCUCUGAUGAUUGGUUUUGUUUGUCUUUGCUGCUCUAUGCACACUCACUCAAUCCUUAAGAAUGUUAAAAGUCGUGAGGAAGUAAUGUAAACUAUAUAAAGGUGGGGACUUGGCCUACUUGUGACCUCAAGUGUGCAAGGCGGGGUAAAUGCAAUUUCAUUUUCAGGGUUGACAUACUGACCAGUGAUGUGUAAAAAAGGUUAAGGCCAAAACAAGGACAGAAGAAGAAAUACUGGGGAUUUCAGGUGGAGCACCAGUUUAUAAGUGAUAGAGGAGCAUUUCUUCAGUCCUGCCUCCAGAGGUGAAGGAACCUAACUCAAAAUGCCUGAUAGGUAGAGAUGUACCUACAAUACUCAACAAAGAUCCUUAACAGGAGAGAUAACUUUUUAAAAUAAUACACAUGGGUAAAUGCCUUUCUGUGUGGCUAUCCCAUAACACACUAAAUAAGGGGUUCUUCAUCGUUAAGUUAACUCUUGCUAUGAUGUAGAGCAGGGAUCCCCAACCUUUAGAACCCGUGAGCAAC
Molecule: messenger RNA, 1406 nt
Organism: Xenopus laevis (African clawed frog)
Lineage: Eukaryota; Metazoa; Chordata; Amphibia; Anura; Pipidae
Gene: lyrm4.S
Product: LYR motif containing 4 S homeolog
Exons: 3
Coding region: 1-270 (89 amino acids)
Biological process (GO): iron-sulfur cluster assembly
Cellular component (GO): mitochondrion; L-cysteine desulfurase complex
Source: RefSeq, a predicted model, not a curated record